CAGAUAGCUCCCCGCCAGCCAUCGAUUGCAGUUACAACACAACCUCUUUUCUCCUUUCUUCUCAGAUUUUGCCACGGUUCAGGAGCAAUUAUCUACAGCACAUUGUAUGAUACCAUCGAUUGAACUCAGUCCAACUCUCCAUCAUGGGUACCGCCAAGAAGGAGAAGUCGAGACUUGCUCGCGAGGGCAAGUCUGGCUCUGGCAUGGAUAACCUCAAGGUCAAGGGAGAGAACUUUUACCGGACCGGAAAGAAGGCAAAAACUUUGAAGAUGCGAGAUUCGGCUGGCAACAAAGCACAGCGCAAUGCCGAUGGAAGGAUAACACAAGCAGCCGCAUACCAAUCAAGGGAUGCUCCUGUCGCACGUGUUGAACCAAACAGAAAGUGGUUCACAAAUACGCGAGUAAUAUCCCAGGACUCGUUGACUGCCUUCCGAGAUGCCAUGGCCGAGAAGGCGAAGGACCCAUACCAAGUCCUGCUCAAGCAAAACAAGCUCCCCAUGACUUUGAUCCGAGAUGGCUCAGAUACCAACGGUCUUAAGCAACAUAAGGCAAAGAUGACUGUGGAAAGCACACCCUUCGAUACAGUCUUUGGGCCCAGGAGUCAACGCAAACGAGUGAAGCUCGAUGUGAGCAGCUUCGCCGACUUGGCCGAGGACACCGAAAAGAGCAUGGAUACCUACAAGGAUCGCCUUGAGCAAGCCCACCUGCUGAGUGGCAACUCUGGUGCUGGUGCUGAAGCACCUGGAGAUAUGGAGGGACAGAAAGAGGAUGCGCUUUCAAUUGCCAUAGAGCCCAUUUUCAACAAGGGCCAGAGCAAACGGAUAUGGAACGAGCUUUACAAAGUCUUGGACUCAAGCGAUGUCGUAAUACACGUCUUGGACGCUAGAGAUCCCCUUGGGACAAGGUGUCGUAGUGUCGAGAAAUAUUUGAAGGAAGAGGCGCCACAUAAACAUUUGAUCUUCGUGCUGAACAAGUGUGACUUAGUCCCGACCAGCGUCGCAGCUGCAUGGGUACGCCAUCUUUCCAAAGAGGUCCCAACGCUGGCCAUGCAUGCGUCCAUCACGAACUCCUUUGGAAAGGGGUCAUUGAUUCAACUUCUCCGCCAAUUCUCUAGCCUACACAGUGACAGGAAGCAGAUUUCUGUCGGCUUUAUCGGUUACCCAAAUACCGGAAAAUCGAGCAUAAUCAACUGCCUAAAAGCCAAGAAAGUGUGCACAAUAGCUCCCAUUCCUGGGGAGACCAAAGUGUGGCAAUAUAUCACGCUCAUGAAGCGCAUUUACCUGAUCGAUUGCCCUGGAGUGGUUCCGCCAAAUGCGAAUGACUCGCCUACUGAUAUUUUGCUGAGAGGUGUCUGUCGCGUCGAAAUGGUCGAUAACCCUGAGCAAUAUAUGCCGGCUGUGCUUGCCAAGGUCAAAACACACCACAUGGAGCGGACCUACCAGCUCAAGGGGUGGAAUGGUGAUCACAUGAUUUUCUUGGAGAUGCUUGCGCGCAAAGGUGGCCGCUUGUUGAAGGGAGGCGAGCCUGAUGUUGAUGGUGUUGCAAAGAUGGUUCUGACGGACUUUAUGCGAGGCAAGAUUCCAUGGUUUACUCCCGCUCCUACUGUUGAGGGUGAGGAAAGCACAGCUAUCGAAGGCCGCGAGGGUAGGCUUGGCGAGAUGCCCAUGAAGCGAAAGCGAGACGAUGCGGAGAGUGUUCCCGAUACAUCCAUGGUAGCUUCUACGGCCGGAGAUGCAUGCGGUGACGAGGAGUUCGAUGGCUUCGACAGCGACAGUGAUAGCGAUGAUGAAGCUAUUGAGAAGGCUAAGAAGGCAGUAAUGAAGGCUGAUGCAGGUGGCGAGGAAGAUAUGAUACCCCUGGAUGUGUCGAGCGAUGAGGAAGAUGAGUCGGAUGAUGGAGACGAUGACUGAAUGGACGUUGGGUGUGGGAUAAACCCAUCGUAGAUCAGUCUAUGCCUGCACUCACCCAAUCCCAGGGCAGCCUACGAACAUGGCAUGCGACCUCCCAGCGUCGAGUCGAGGGAAUACCCUCGUUUGAUGUCGCGCCGCCUGUGGUUUGGGG
Pseudomassariella vexata is the source of this 2061-nucleotide messenger RNA. Its product is annotated as putative nucleolar GTPase. Lineage: Eukaryota; Fungi; Ascomycota; Sordariomycetes; Amphisphaeriales; Pseudomassariaceae. Gene Ontology annotation, cellular component: nucleolus. Bases 144 to 1910 code for a protein of 588 amino acids. Gene Ontology annotation, molecular function: GTP binding. The transcript is spliced from 11 exons. The record is from RefSeq and is a predicted model, not a curated record.